Messenger RNA from Cucurbita maxima (winter squash), 810 nucleotides. Its product is annotated as REF/SRPP-like protein At3g05500. The record is from RefSeq and is a predicted model, not a curated record. Bases 36 to 572 code for a protein of 178 amino acids. The transcript is spliced from 3 exons. Lineage: Eukaryota; Viridiplantae; Streptophyta; Magnoliopsida; Cucurbitales; Cucurbitaceae.
CUCCAUCAUUCUUUCCCUUGGUUUUGGCUUUGGAAAUGGCGACUCGAGCUGAGGAGGGGGAGUUGAAGUAUUUGGAGUUCGUUCUAAAAGCGGCAUUUCGAGCAGCAAUGUGUUCACUCAAGUUUUAUAGCUAUGCGAAAGACUGGUCCGGUCCGCUGAAGUUCGGCGUCGAAGCCAUGGAAGGCACUGUGAAGUCCGUUGUUGGUCCUUUGUACAUUAAGUUACACGACCCUUCAAAAGAGGUUCUUAAGUUCGUCGAUCGCAAGGUGGACGAGUCAGUGACAACUAUCGACCGCCUUCUUCCUCUAAUGGUCAAGCAAGUCUCAUCUCAAGCCAUCUCUACUGCACUGCAGACGCCUGAAGUGGCUCGAAAUUUAGCCUCUGAGAUCCAACGUACUGGCCUUAAAGGCACCGUCUCUGGAAUUGUGAAAUCCGUGUAUACCAAGUACGAACCCAAGGUCGAACAGUCCGCAGCAUCAGCAAUGCACACACUGAACCAGUUGCCUGUCUUCCCCACUGUUGCGCAGGCCAUCGUGCCAACAGCAGCACUCUACACUGAGAAAUACAACUAGACCAUGCGAGCCUCUGCCGACAUGGGUCACAAGGUCGCUUCAUCCCUUCCCUUGGUCCCUAUUCACAGGGUCGCCAAGGUGUUCACCAACAACAAAAUUUAGAUGCGUUAAGAGCCUUGGGUUUGUUCUUGGUUUCUGUAUGUGGUCACAACAUUCACGAUGUAGUAAGGAGUAAUAAAAAAAUAUUUCUUGUCUAUACUGGUUUUUAUGACAAUGUUGAACUAGGUUAAUAUGUUAU